Poecile atricapillus (Black-capped chickadee) is the source of this 2460-nucleotide messenger RNA. RefSeq names its product myristoylated alanine rich protein kinase C substrate (gene MARCKS). Gene Ontology annotation, cellular component: cytoplasm; plasma membrane; actin filament bundle. Gene Ontology annotation, molecular function: calmodulin binding; actin filament binding. The transcript has 3 exons. Bases 284 to 1144 code for a protein of 286 amino acids. Gene Ontology annotation, biological process: central nervous system development; actin filament organization. The record is from RefSeq and is a predicted model, not a curated record. NCBI's taxonomy places the organism in Eukaryota, Metazoa, Chordata, Aves, Passeriformes, Paridae.
GGCCGAUUUCAAACCGCUGCCAUCGCGGCUCCAUUGUUCGCCGGGCGGGCGGGCCCCGCCCCCCUUUGUGCGCGGCGGCCGCGAUUGGCCGGCGCCGGGCGGAGCGCUGCCGUCACCGCUCGGGAAGCCCAUUCAUCUGUGCACUUGGGCGUUGGACUCCGCAUCUUAUUAGCAACCAGGGAGAUUUCUCCAUUUUCUCCUUGUCUACAUAUUUAUACCAACCCAACGCUCUUUGUUUCCCCUCCUUUUGGAUCUGUUGAGUUUCUUUGUUGAAUAAGACAGCAUGGGUGCCCAGUUCUCCAAGACCGCUGCAAAGGGCGAAGCCUCCGCCGAGAAACCUGGGGAAGCAGUGGCUGCAUCUCCAUCCAAGGCGAAUGGACAGGAGAACGGCCACCUGAAGGUGAACGGCGACGCCUCCCCCGCGGCGGCGGAGGCGGGCAAGGAGGAGGUGCAGGCGAACGGCAGCGCGCCCGCCGAGGAGACGGGCAAGGAGGAGGCGGCCUCGUCGGAGCCCGCCUCCGAGAAGGAGGCGGGAGAGGCGGAGAGCACCGAGCCGGCCUCCCCGGCGGAGGGCGAGUCCUCCCCCAAGACUGAGGAGGGCGCGACCCCCUCGUCCAGCAGUGAGACCCCGAAAAAAAAAAAGAAGCGCUUUUCCUUCAAGAAGUCCUUUAAGCUCAGCGGCUUCUCCUUCAAGAAGAACAAGAAGGAAGCCGGCGAGGGGGCCGAGGGCGAGGGCGGCGCCGCCGCCGCGGCGGCGGAGGGCGGGAAGGAGGAGGCGGCGGCCCCUGAGGCGGCGGGCAGCGAGGAGGGCAAGGCGGCCGCCGAGGAGGCGUGCGCGGCCGGCAGCGCCGAGGCGGCCAAGGAGGAGGCGGGGGACUCGCAGGAGGCCAAAUCGGACGAGGCCGCCUCCGAGAAGGCGGCGGGAGAAGAGGCCCCGGCAUCGGCGGCGGCCGAGGAGCAGCAGCCGCCUCAGCAGGCAGCGGAGGGGAAGGCGAAGGCGGCGGAGGAGGCGGCGGGCGCCGGCGCCGCCACGAGCGAGGCGGGCAGCGGCGAGCAGGAGGCGGCCCCCGCGGAGGAGCCGGCGCGGCAGGAGCCCCCCGCCGAGAGCAGUCCCGAGGGACCCGCCGCCGAGUCGGCGGAGUAGUAAGCGCCGCCGCCGCCCCUCGCCGACGGACUUUUCUUCCCCCCUGUUUGUUUUUGGAGUGGUGCCAGGUACUGGUCUCGGAGAACUUGUCUACAACCAGGGAUUGAUUUAAAAGAUGUCUCGUUUCUUUUUUUUCUCUCCCCCCGCAGCUCCCAUCUCAAAUCGUUAUGUGUUGCCGCCAUUCCAACGGGCGGAGGGGGGCUCCCCUCCGCCUUCCUCUCCCAUCCUCUAUAUUUUGGUUUUUUUGGGGUUUUUUUUUUCAUCAGUAUUAAUGUUUUGUUUUGGUUGGUUCGGGUUUUUUUUCCGUUAUUUUUUUUCGUUUUUUGGGUUUUUUGUUUGGUUUUAUUUUGUUAGUUUAUUUUUUAAUUUCAUACUUUGCAACUCUCUUCAUAUUAUAAAACUUUUGCCGAUCGGUCUAUGGACAUGCCCAUAUAUGAAGGAGAUGGGUGGGUCAAUAAGGGAUAUCAAAUGAAGUGACAGGGGCCGCAGUGGGGAACCCGGGGCGCGCAGCCCUUGCCGGGAGCGCGCCCCGCCAGAAAUGAUGUAAGGGGUUAGUCUUUUUUUUAAAAGAAAGUUAUUACGAUGUAUUUUGUGAGGCAGAUGUUCUAUAAGGUUUACAACACUACAAGUCUUGAUUAAGAAGGAAAGGAAAAAGGAAAAAAAAAUAAAAAAUAAAAAUCAAUACCCAGAUAAAGAGAUCAUAGUCUUAGAAAUUCAUUUAAACCAUAGGAACUUUUCACUUAUCUCAUGUUAGCUGUAUCAGUCAGUGAUUAAGUAGAAAUACAAGUUGUAUAGGCUUUAUUGUUUAUUGCUGGUUUAUGACCUUAAUAAAGUGUAAUUAUGUAUUACCAGCAGGGUGUUUUUAACUGUGACUAUUGUAUAAAAAAAACAAAUCUUGAUAUCCAGAAGCACAUGAAGUUUGCAACUCUUUCCACCCUGCCCAUUUUUGUAAAACUGCAGUCAUCUUGGACCUUUUAAACACAAAUUUUAAACUCAACCAAGCUGUGAUAAGUGGAAUGGUUACUGUUUAUACUGUGGUAUGUUUUUGAUUACAACAGACAAUGCUUUCUUUUCCAGUUGUCUUUGAAAAUAAAGGAAAACUCUUCAGAUGCAAUGGUUUUUUUUUUUGGUUUUUUUUUUUUUUUGUGUAGCAUCUUGUCUAUCAUGUUUUUGUAAAUACUGGAGAAGCUUUGACCAAUUUGACUUAGAGAUGGAAUGUAACUUUGCUUACAAAAAUUGCUAUUAAACUCCUGCUUAAGGUGUUCUAAUUUUCUGUGAGCACACUAAAAGCGAAAAAUAAAUGUGAAUAAAAUGUA